Messenger RNA from Spodoptera littoralis (African cotton leafworm), 399 nucleotides. Lineage: Eukaryota; Metazoa; Arthropoda; Insecta; Lepidoptera; Noctuidae. The record is from the annotation of a GenBank genome assembly.
UGCGUGAUCAGUGUUUAUUUUUUUAUGGCAUAAGCCGUUAAACGAGCAGACGGAUCACCUGAUGGUAAGCAAUCGGCGUCGCCCAUGGACACCUGGAACACCAGAGGCGUUACAAGGAUUAGGAGUUUGAGGAACGUUGGGGAUUCAGGAAUUGGGGAGAUUGGGGAAGAGGAAGGUACUUGGGCCUCCGGUAGCCUCACUCACACGACGAAACACAACGCAAGCGUUGUUUCACGUCGGUUUUUUGUGUGGGCGUGGUAUCACUCCGAUCGAGCCGGCCAAUUCGUGCCGAAGCAUGGCUAUCCCACACAUAACGUUGGAGCUUUUACAGAUUAUGUCAAAGUGCAUGCGAAUUUUGCUUACACAGUGUUCAGUGCUUCAGAACUAUUAUUGAUAUAA